This is a messenger RNA of Cladocopium goreaui, 1020 nucleotides long. NCBI's taxonomy places the organism in Eukaryota, Dinophyceae, Suessiales, Symbiodiniaceae. The record is from the annotation of a GenBank genome assembly.
AUGACCUACGGUGAUUCAGCGGGUCAGCGGGAAGUCAUGGGCCGUUCUGCCCACGCCGCCUUUCUGGAUGACGCCGGUGCGUCGCUGGGUCUUCGUUCAAGCCGCGGGGCAUCUGCCUUUCUGGGAGGAGUGCCACCGCGGGCAGCUCGGGGUUCAUCCUUCUUCGGCACCACCAUCAAGUUCUUUCCAAAGAGCCCGGAGUUGAAAGAACAAGAGGUGAGCUGUGACCAGGACCUAGGAGUGUGCAAUCGAGAAUGCGAAAAGCGCUAUGGCGAUCGCAGAGCCGAGUUUGAGGAGCCCUGCAAGCUGGCAGUGGCACAGCACUUCGAGGAUGGAUGUUUCCCGCCCUUUGCCCGCGUUUGCGAGCGAACUGCCGGAGAGCUCUGGAUCUCCGAGGUGAAGGUGGGACAUGAGCUGAAGACCAGCAGCGGCUGGUCUAAGGUCAUCGCUUCCCUACAUUCUGAUGCCCAGGGAAGCUUCCAGUACUUCUGCCUCCAGACCGCCGAUGGCCGUUCCCUGUCCUUGACGGGGGACCACUUGUUGCGCCUGCGGCGCGAUGACGUGUGGCACUGGCGACGCGCCAAAGAUGCGCGUAUUGGAGACCAAUUGGAAGAUGCGGAGGGCGAUUCGGUGGAACUCGUGAAGAUGAGCUGCGUCCCCUGGCAGGGGGCCUACGCACCUCUCACACUUUGUGGCGAGCUGCUGGUGGAUGGCUGGCGUUGUUCCUGUUUUGCACCGCGCUGGGCUUUGCCUCAUGACUUCUGUCAAGCAGCGUUUGCACCUUUGCGAGCUGCUGUGCUGGCAGCGCAGAAGAUCAAGACGUCUCAGGAUCUGGAAGCUCCUGGUGCCUGCCUGUCUUUGGGCUCCUUGUGGUUGGCUGCAGAAGAUGUGUGGCUCUUCUAUCAUCAGGCACUAUAGAAGUUCGAAGUUGCAGAGUGAGCAGAUAGAAUGCGAACUGACUCAGUAUGGAGAGGAGUCAGGAUUGAAUCAUAUAUCCUCUAUGUCAGCACGCGGCAAGAG